AUACCAGUUUUUCCUACAAAUAAAGCGUGAUAUUCUCCAUGGAAGACUGCCGGUCAGUUUUGAGGAGGCAUCAGAGCUGUUUGCCUAUGCUGUACAGUCUGAGAUAGGUGAUUAUGAAUCACAGCAGUUACCACCAGGUUAUGUGUCAGAGUUCCAGUUUGUGCCAAACCAGACAGAUGAGCUGGAGGACCAUAUUGCUCAGUAUCAUAGAAGGCUUGGUGGGACAGUACCUGCUACAGCAGAGUUAAAGUUCCUGGACAAGGUGAAAUGGCUGGACAUGUAUGGUGUUGACCUUCAUCCUGUAUUGGGUGAAAGCAACACAGAAUAUUUCCUUGGUCUUACACCCACCGGUAUUGUAGUCUACAAGAAUAAAACCAAAGUUGGAAAUUAUUUUUGGCCAAGAAUUACCAAGAUUACAUUCAAAGGAAAAGUUUUCAUUAUUCGUGUGAAGGACAAGAUUAAUGAUGAACACACAUAUGCAUUUGAGCUAGCAACUAAGCCUGCAUGUAAACACUUGUGGAAAUGUUGUGUAGAGCAUCAUACCUUCUUCAGAAUGAAUCAGCUGGUUGCCUCCAACUCUAGAACUAGUAGACCAUAUAGAUCUACUUCCCAACACAGAAACAGUGGGAGACAAGACCGACAAAACAAUGCAGAAAAUAGUGGGCGUGAUCAGCCACGUGUUUUACGUGUACAAAGUAGACGACAGGCACGGAGAGCUGUGUCAGAUUCCAGACUUAAUCAAGCAGGUGAUACGGUGACUGGUUUACAAUAUAAUGAAGGUCAUGUUACUAUGGUUGUCACACCAGAACAUGUGAAAGGGUCACGCCACCGAAGCUUGCCUGAUUUAAAAGGGAGAGAAUCACCUACAAGCACAAGAUCAGCUCCCUGGGAAAAUAACAUGGAUGCAGGUCUGUACACUUCCGGCCGUGAAUCUCCGGUAUCAGUUACACAGAGUGAAAAUGUGAAUUACCUGCGGCGUCACAGAGAGAGUGAUAGUGAAAGUGGAUAUAGAAGAAAACCAUAUAGACAAGGGUAUGAUAGUGAUGGAGGUACCAGGAAUAAAGGGUAUCAAAUCAAGAUGAGUGCUUAUGACCGUUACUCGGUCACGAGACGGUCUGGAUAUGAUAGUGACUCACGCAGCAGUGCACAUGGAAGUAUCAGGCGUAGACAGUAUUUCCCUAGCAGCAGGAAGGGAUCUGACAAUGAAAGUGAUGUGUCUUUCACAAGGAGAAGGAGGAGAGAGAUUGAUUCUGGUAGUGAGUCAGAUAUCUCCCCCAAUUUUAAAGCCAGACAGAGAAAAGCAAAGAGUGUAGGAACUGAUCAAUUUGAAACAGAAUGGCAAUCAGCCAUGCAAAAUAUAUAUCUCCCUGGCAAAGAAAAUAGACCAAAUGGGUCAAUACCGUCCAUACAUUCGGCACCGCUAGGUGAGUCACGUCAGAAGAAGAUGCGACGUAGGCGCAGCAAGUCGCCAGGAAACAGUAAAAGACCGCCUGAAGAACUACGUCAACAUAUAGAAUUUGACCUUGUAGAGCCAGCAGAUGAAAUGACAGAGGAACAAUUAAGAGAAAUACCAUAUGUUAAUGUAGAGACAAAGGCUGAGGCAUUUAAAGUGAAAUAUUCUCCAAACAAUAGGAGAAGAUAUAGAUCUCCUAAAAGAAAAUCUAUUCCUGACUUGGAGCAGGGUGGUAAAACAGGGUAUACCUCAGAAGAGCCACCAGUCUACAGACAACUCUACCUGGAGAGAACCCCUGAACCAGUUCACAGACAAACCAAUAAAUCAGGGGGUUACUACAGUGAUUCUGGCAGCUUAGCAAGGCGUGGUCAGAAUCACCAGUCCUACCCCCAGCAAUAUAACAAUACCAUAUCAUCUCAUCCAAAGCAUUUCACAGCUGAUAUCAGAAGUAUUCCACAAUUUCAUGAAAACCAUUUAUUUUAUGAACCCAAAAAUUCCCCACGCUAUCAGACUUUUACCAGUCCUAUUCAUGGGUAUCACCCCCCACCCACUGCAGUGUUCAAGCCAAUAGAUGCCAUAGAUGCUAGAAACACUAUGACUGAUAACAGAAAUAUGAACAGUUCACAAAGCACUUCAGAUACUAAACUACAUGACCUACAAGGUCAAAGUGAAUUGGUCCCUGAAGGUGAACAAGGUGAAGGUCAUGACCUCACUGAAGAUAGGGGCGGAGACCAGGGGUUAAACAGUUCCCACAGUAGUGGUGGCACUAUGGUGAAUACACCUCCCCGUGCUGGACACCAACAUAGAUUUGGUACCCAAGAUGCAAUAGCCAGACUGUACAGUAGUCCUUCUGGAACAAGAAGACAAAACCAUGCUGGGAAUCAGUCUGGGAAUAAUGAGUUAACCAAUCAAAAUAUGCAAUACAAUAGGAAUUAUGGACAGACCAAUCAAAGCAAGGGUUGGAACCAUCAAAACCCUCCCACCAGGUCCCACCAUGGUCAACCACAAACAGUUCAAAGUUAUGAUAAUAAUUCUAAUGUUGUGAAAACAGUGACCUCAAAUAAUACCAUGAACUCUUCCAAUCAGUCAGACUCAGGUUAUCAGAGAGCCCAACAAAGGAUGUAUUCUGGGUUAGAAAAUAAAGGAACUAUACCACAGAACCAUCAAAAUGGUAUGGUUAAUCAUUCAAUGUCUCAGAAUGCCCCGAUUCCUGCCAACAGAAUGUUUUAUACUCAACAGGACAACCAUCCAGAAUCUAGAACUUCACAUACUUCCUCCUAUACUAGUGAUAAUAGUUACGCUGUGAAAUCACACCCAUACAGUACCUCUAAACAGGUUGUGAAUGACUCAGAUCCAAAUGCAUAUUCUCAGAAUUCAUUCUAUAACCAGUCUCAUUCACAGACUCAAAAUUAUGGUACACAGUCUGCUGCUGAAAGUAGACUGGGCAUACAACCUUCAUGGCAAUAUGUAGCAAAUGGCAGAGUGCCCGGAUCAAAUAGAACACCAAAUACAGAGCAUAGACAAAGGACUGGACAACGAACAGGAAGUGCAUCACCAAAUACACGGUCGCCGGCUACAACUCCUGUGAAGAGCAAUAAUAGACAAAUAAAUGUGUCACCUCACAAGGGAACCAGACCUUUGUCAAGCAAUAGUUCAAAUGUAAUAAACACAAGUUCUGUAACUCCGCCCAGUUACAGGUCUCCGGAUAGUGCUAUCAGUUCUAUAACAAGCUUAUCUCUGAGUAAUGUAAAUAAAUCUCCAAAUAAACACUCGGCAAACAAUAGUAUGUCCGAACACGUAAGUCGAGUACGAACUCCAGCCUUUGGUCGUUCUGAUAUCUGGACCGAAUUGUGAUAAAAAGUGUAUUAAUUAACAAUUUGUAAAUGUUGUCUAAAUAUAUUUAUAUUUUGUUCAAUGUGAUGGAAAACAAUGAUAUAUUGCUUAUACAAAAAAUGGA
Messenger RNA from Ruditapes philippinarum (Manila clam), 3410 nucleotides. RefSeq names its product band 4.1-like protein 4A. The record is from RefSeq and is a predicted model, not a curated record. NCBI's taxonomy places the organism in Eukaryota, Metazoa, Mollusca, Bivalvia, Venerida, Veneridae. Gene Ontology annotation, cellular component: cytoskeleton.